Messenger RNA from Prorocentrum cordatum, 504 nucleotides. NCBI's taxonomy places the organism in Eukaryota, Dinophyceae, Prorocentrales, Prorocentraceae. The record is from the annotation of a GenBank genome assembly.
AGCAGCCAUCCAUGGUCGCGGGUGACGUCCAAGUCGCCAACACGCAGCGGGAGCAUCUGCAACAUGUGCGAGCUCGUGGGCACCCAGCAAAACCCCGCCCCCAGCCCCGAGGGGCCGCAGCAUGCGACGCUUCUCUUCCCCGGCUCCAGAUGGACUGCAAGCUGCAAGCAUGCAGCAGCCCGUCAGGUCUAUGUCGCGGGCCGGGCCGCCAUGGAGCCUGGCGGGCCGCCAGAGGUGGGGCCGCCGGGCGUGGCGAGGCCUCCGCUGCCGUGGCUCGUGCACGCGGCGGGGCCCGCGGAGCCGGGGGAGCACCCGCUGGUGCCGUUGGCGAAGGACGAGCAGGACAAGCACGGCAAGGAGUUUGCCUCCGUCGAGGUGGGCCUGGCUUUCGCGAAGGCCCUGGAGCCCGAGGCGGCGGCUCGGUCGCUGAGCGAGGCCCUGGCGCUGUUCCCGGAGUGUGCCGGGCGCUUCGUGCGGGCCGAGGUUCGCCGGGUGCGCCUCUAA